CAAGAUGGUUUAUUUAGCAUCGUUAGCAUUGCGUUCUUAUGUCCAUAAGCGGUGUUCUGUAUACGCUGUACGUGCACGUAUUUAAUUCAUAGACAAAAAAAAAUACAAAAAAUAAUACACGCACUUUUUUCCAUUCAAUUGACGUCAAUCGGUCUAUAGGCAAAUGGCUACAAAAUGCCAUAUUGACUCUUAUAAACAUCACAGUAUAUAAAUACUAGUAACACACUCCCAUUAGCAAACACCUGUUAUUAAAAGAUACGGUUUCAAUAGUCUUUUGCUUAUUCGCGUCAACUCCGUCCAUUCUCUAUUCUGUCACAAUACAUUCUACGUCUUUGUUUUGUUACUUUUCUAGUCGUCAAGAAUGCGUCCAUCUGAUGCCUUUAGAUGCGCGAAACCGCUCACAGUCACCAAUUACAGUGCUGCAUUUACUUCACAUUGAUCUUACGGCAGCAACGGCAGGAGCGCGUAAGCGUCAUCCAUUCAUCUGCUGCUGCGCUUGUUGCCGCUGCGGUGGCGCGACAAUACAAACUCACGGUCGGCGACGAAUUGCUGAAAUUUCAUCUCGCCAUAAACGUCAAAGCCGAUUUCGUACAGGGCCCUCUUCUAGCCACAGCCGAUGUUCUGACCCAAGCAAAGCCACCAAACCGGCCGCUUGCAGACUGUACGGUAUGUUUUGCAUCCUGUCUUUCUUGUUGAGAUUCUCGUCACUGAUUUACAAUCGCCCGCCAGCUGCGGCGCAUCGUGGUGCGAACUGAUUCACUGCGUGAGCGAGGGAGUGGUGAUUACGGUAGUGGUGUUGACGUUGAUGUGUUUUAGUUGAACUGUGUUGACUUUGGGUGAGUACUGGCCAACAGCGAGAUAGAACACCUGCGGAACACUAUCUUAGCACACACGGGCACGGAUGACCCUCUGAUUCUAUAACUGAAUAGAACUCGGUUUUUUCCUCGUUCAACAUCAAGUCAAUGGACGACGCGCCUGCUCCGCGGAUAGUUUUCCUUACCGAUGCCAGGACCGAUUACCCAGUUUUUUUUUUUCUCUUUUUUUCCGAACUCAAGUCGCCAGUUUAACGAUCAGAUGACUCCUCAUCUUGACAGUGAACAGCAGGCAGACAGGUACUGACUAGAUUAGAGUCCAAGUGAAUUUAGUGAAAUCAAAAAGACAAAUUUCGGAGCCCAGUCAGAUUGCUGUCCCCCUCGUUCUUUUGCAGGAACCACCAGCCACCAAUCAAUAGUCGAUGUAGCGCCUAAAGGGGAAACAUUCACCGGAGACUACUUCAGCAACUGACGACUGUUGCCUUUGGCUGUGUCGGUGUCGUGUGAGGUUUAUGAUACGCCGGUAGAAAGAGGUUGUCUCAUUUUCACCUUCUCACUUGUCUCCCUGCAGCUAAAAUUAUCUCUUCUUACUCCCACUUCAGGGAUCAGGAAUAGAAUAGUGACAAACAAUGACGACAACGACAACGAAGAACCUCAGGAGUCUGCAGUACGCCUGCGGUCUACAAUAUUCGGUUGUCACUCUCUGUUUGCUCCCAGGUAGAAAUCUCGGGAAUGGACAUUGCCUCAGCAGAAAACUGCUGAAGAUCACAGCAGCCGAAGUACCGAUUGCUAUGACGGAGACCAUCAUAGUGUUGUUAAGAGCCAGCGCUGUUGCCAUCUAUGAAAUCGCCUGCUGUUUCGGGAUAACCGCUGUUGCGGUGGUAACAGCAUAGCAUUUUGUAGUUAAGAAGUGCAACGAGGCGUAGAAAAAUUAUAUUGUGCUAACUGGUGAGGUAACUUGGUGGUAACGAGAUUGUCGUUAGUGUUCGUGACUUCUACUGUCUUCGUGGCAAUCAUCAUAGAAGCAAGACUAGUCACAAGGGCAGCGUUACAAUAUCAUAACAAGCAGCAACGAAAUCCCCUGUCGCUACAUCGGUCUUCUGCACUUUGCUGUAUGUUUUCUCCUGUCUACCUAGCUUGCUCGUUCUGUGCUCAUUACCUCGUUACAACUCGUUCGAAUGGUGUUCGCCUUCUUUGAUCGAUCAACGGUGGCCGCUGCAGGCGUUUUCAUCCGUCGUCGUGUACUCCGCCCUGCUUCCGCCCCUCAAUGCGCAUUUCCGGACUCCUCCAGCAGUAACAACGGGAGUGACUUUCUUUCCAACUAUUCACAACAGCUAUCAACAGCGGUAGUUCUGUUAGCGGUAGCAGUAUUACGACGAUCUCUGUCACAGCAAUCAUUACUUCGUCUGCUGCACGUACCGUGUGGUCUUCAGCAGUUUUCUGCUGAGGCAAUGUCCAUUUCCGACUUCUACCUGGGAACAAACAGUUGAGAGUGGAAGUCGAAUACUGUAGACAGCAGGCGUACUAUAGGUUCUUCGUCGUCGUUGUCGUCAUUGCUUGUCGCUGGUCUAUCCUUGAUCCGCAGUUCUCUGUUGUUAUGCUGUAAGUGGGAGUAACAAGGGAUGAUUUUAACUGCAGGGAGGCAAGUGAGAAGGUAAAAAGGAGACAACCUCUUGCUAUCGGUACAUUGUAAAUUUCACACGACACCGACACAGUUGAAAGCGACAAUCGUCAGUUGUUGAGGUAGUCUCCGGUGAAUGUUUUCCCUUUAGGCGCUACAUCGGCUAUUGAUUGGUGGUUGGUGGUUCUCGCAAAAGAACGAGGGGGACAGCAAGCUGACUGGGCCCCAAAAUUAAACUUUUUAUUCCACUAAAUUCAGUUUGUCUCUAAGCUAGCCAGUACCUGUCUGCCUGCUGUUCACUGUCGAAAUGAGAAGCCAUCUGAUUGUUAAACUGACGACUUGAGUUUGGGAAAAAAAAAGCGAAAAAAAAUGGCUAAUCGGUCCUGGCAUCGCUAAGGAAAGUUAUCCACGGAGCAGGAUGUUAUUAAUACAGGCGGUGACAAGUGUAUAGGAACACCGUACUAGAAAUAAACACAUACCAAACGACAACAAAGAAGGGAUUUUAACCAGAGCUGUAGCAGCGAAAACAACGCCAUAAUCUGUAAAGAUGAUGCGAACGGCGACUCUGAGACUGAAACAGGACUACCUUCGAUUGGCUAAAGAGCCAAUUCCGUACGUGUGCACAAUACCCGUACCGGAUAACAUUCUCGAGUGGCAUUAUGUGGUUAUUGGUACUCCUGAUACGCCGUACCAAGGUGGUUUUUAUCAUGGGAAGUUGGUCUUUCCUCAGGAGUUUCCGUUUAAACCGCCUUCCAUCUACAUGAGCACACCAAAUGGACGAUUCAAGACGAACACCCGACUGUGCCUUUCAAUUAGUGACUUUCAUCCAGAAACGUGGAACCCCACGUGGAGCGCCGGUCCCAUCCUUCUGGGUCUUCAAAGCUUCAUGUGCGAAAAUACCCCAACUCUUGGCUCGGUUGAAUCCAGCGAUCAUGAGAAACGAUUGUUAGCGGAACAGAGUAUCGAGUUCAAUCUUAGGGACAGACAAUUUUGUGAACUCUUCCCGAAACUUGCCGAGGAGUGCCGCGAUAUUCUAAAAAAUCGUGAAACAGAACGGAGACAAUUAGAGGCACUCGUUCCACCAGCUAUUGCGUCCGGCGUUAAUCAGAUGCAGUCUUCGUUAGCCGCCGCUCUGACGAAUCUGUGCGUUGUCGUUGGCUUCGCGGCUUUCGCGUUUGUUGUUAAAUACGUGAUUACGCUGAGCGGAAGCGACCAAGAGCAUCCGUGAUGACUGGCAACGGAUGGAACCUAGCGCCACUUCUACGUUACCUUUUAUUCAUGUCAACAACAACAACGACAAUACAUGACCAACAAAACGACAAACAGCGAGACCAAUAAAGAUAUUUAUGUUGAAGAGAACAACAACAAUGACAACAGAUUCAAGAAAUAAAAAGCCAGGUCGUCGAAGGAUUAAAGAUGGAAAAAUACACUGACUGAAGACAGCAACUACCUUAUAACCCAUAAUUCAAGAUAGAACUGAUCAGGUAUGCAGGCGCCAAUGGUCAUGUUUUCGUUUAAACGAGUCAAUUUUUGAGUGAAACGGAAACAAAGUUUGCACCUAUGAUUGUCCAGUGCACGGUGUUGAAAGCAUGAUAGCCUUGCAAGGGGCUGUCGAAGGUAACUUUGCCAAUGCGCACUGAUGCACGAAAUACGCGAGCCUGCUCUCAAGAAGAGUGAAUAGGUGGCCAAUGCAGGUUCACAUAUAAAUGUUGAUAUUGGUAUGGUGAUUUAUCAACGUGAAGAACCAAUGGAAAAAGCAGUCAACAGUAGUCAACUAAGGCACCAGUGUGAUUGGUUCGUUUUCUGGUGUAAACUUUGAUAUAUUGUUUUGUAAAAACAUUCAGGAAUGCCGCCACUGUUGCAUGAAGGAUACUCUGCCUUAACGAGGAGCGAUUAGGCAGAUUAUUAUUUUUAUGGGCUAAACGGUAUUUAAUGAUGCUGAAUACGAUCAUGAUGGUGAUUGAUGUCAGUGCUCUUGAGGUAAACUACGCGUAGCUCUGAAUAUGCGAGCGAGUAAAUACCUCUUUGUCGCGGGUAAAGUGAUUUCUGGGCAUAAUGUAGCGAUUCUACUAUCUUCUCAUGAUAUGAUGUAAAACUAAGUGCAGGAAAAUGCUGGCUGUGUCUACCUCAGAAGAAAUGAAGAGGCGAGCCGAUGAUAUCAGCAUGUGUGUAAAAAUUCCAGGGUACAUGUAAAAAGCUAAGAAUGAAUAAACUGAAAUAAGGAAACAAUAAGAAAAAUAGUAAAAGAUUGAUAGUGAAAAUUAGCACAGGACAGUGUGACAGCAUAAAUGUGGUAGAAUGGGCCUAUAGAUGGCGUGCCAAAACAUGUGUUCGAGCAGCAUAAGCGGUGUAAAAUUUCGGAUAGGGAAUUUGUAAACGCAACCUGAAGUUGUUUUAUCCCUUAGCAAGUGAUCCUUAUUGAAAAGAAUAGGCAUGAAGGACAUCAAUUGAAGGUAACUAUUGUUGACAUUAGAAGAAAAUUCGCGUUAUCUAACAAAAUCGCACUGUACGCCGACAUGAACGGAAAGAGGUAUCUAUUGUUAUAGCUUCUAUUGAUCUAAAGAAAGUCGAUGAGUUCAUCGUCGCCUGCCAAUUUGCAGACGGCCUUCCAUCAAGUAUAAUCUAAUGUGAUUACAAUUCUACACCGAAUGCGCUGAGAUCAGUUGCGCUUUGUAGCUUCCAGCUUAUUUGGUAGAACUGGACCGUCGAUAUAGAAUUUAAACAGAAGCAAUCACAACAAAACACAUGCA
This is a messenger RNA of Varroa destructor (honeybee mite), 5183 nucleotides long. RefSeq names its product ubiquitin-conjugating enzyme E2 J2-like. Lineage: Eukaryota; Metazoa; Arthropoda; Arachnida; Mesostigmata; Varroidae. The record is from RefSeq and is a predicted model, not a curated record.